Molecule: messenger RNA, 1884 nt
Organism: Clonostachys solani
Lineage: Eukaryota; Fungi; Ascomycota; Sordariomycetes; Hypocreales; Bionectriaceae
Source: the annotation of a GenBank genome assembly
AUGCCUUCCAUCCUUAGCGAUGACGAUAAGGACACUGUGAAGCGAUUUGUGCCCAAGCAGUCCAACAAGAUCCAGGCUGUCGCUGUCGCCAAACUAUACGUUGCAUACCCCAACCGAUCGAAAUGGACAUAUACUGGACUCCAAGGGGCCAUCGUACUCUCCAACGAUUUGGUAGGGAAUACGUAUUGGAUCAAGCUGGUGGACAUAUCGUCUUCGAAUCGCGGCGUCAUAUGGGACCAAGAGAUUUUUGAUACCUGGACAUACCACCAAGAUAGGACCUUUUUUCAUACGUUCGAAUUGGAAGAAUGCGUCGCUGGGUUGAGCUUCGUAGAUGAGAAGGAGGCCAAGCAGUUUAAGAAGAAAAUGGACGAUCGAGAGAAGAAUGCCAGCAAAGCAACUAGGGCGACCCAUUUUGGUGGCGGCCCUCAGCCUGAGAAGAAGCAUGGCCACGGCUUGUUGGGAGGCUUGUUUGGAUCUCGCCAUUCUUCUGCUCCUUCUCCGACCGAGUCUCAGCGCCACACCCUUCCGCCGCAGCCCUCGCACCACAUGUCCACAUACAGCCUCAAUGGCAGUACAACUUCAUCCGAAUUCCCUAUUCUCGACGAAUUUGACCCAAUGUGGAGGGAGAACUUUGGGCAAGAUCUGAAGGACAAGGGCUUGACGGAUGACUUCAUCAAGGACAACCAGGAGUUCAUCAUCGAGUUUGUUCGUGAACAACAGCAAGCUACACCGCCAGAAGCCCCUAAAGCAGCAUCUCAUCCUCCUCCGCCUCCUCCCCCGUCUGCGCCUCCUCCAAAUGGCCACGAUGCUCGAAGCUCACGACCUCCUCCGCCCCCUCCUCCUGGAGGACGCCCUGAGCCAAUGUCUCCGCCAGCAAACUCCAAGGCUCCUCCACCUCCAGCCCCCAGACGAUCUGGCAAGACAGAGCAUGAAAGCAGGGACUCACCUGAACCUUCUCCUGUCCCACCACGGGUGAGGUUUAACGCACCACCACCUCUGGCUGACGCUGGUAAAUUUGCCAAAGAAGCUCCCAAAACAGCCCCUCUUCCUCCUCCAAGGUCGGCCGGCCCUCCACCGCCUCCAAGACCGGCCAAAACACCAAUCGAAGAGAAUUCCAGUCACAAGUUUGGAGUUCCACCCCCCUUUUCAGGCCAGAGGAACAACCCCCCCCCUCCGACUCCAAGUCGAGGACCAGUUCCCCCACCUCCGCCCCCUCGAAGCAAUGCUGCUCAACCCUCACCAACACACGCCGUUGCACCCGCACCACCUCCUCUCCCACCAAAGGUUCCAGCGGCUGGUCCUCCCCCUUUGCCGCCCAUGAGCUCUCGACCGAUUCCUCCACCUCCAGCUGCCGCACCUCAACCACCUCCGCCCCCACCAGCGCAGAGUACACCAGCGCUUCCCCCUCCGCCGCCGCCAUUACCACCAACUACCAGCGCAGCUCCUCCUCCCCCGGCGCCCCCUCCUCUGCCGCCAACUACCAGCGGAGCACCUCCGGCCCCUCCCCCACCACCUCCUCCCCCGGCUCCGGUAUCUGGCAGUGGGCCGCCAGCUCCUCCACCUCCCCCCCCUCCGAAUCGAGACUCGGGAUAUGCUUCAGGUGUCCCAGCUCCCCCAGGCGCAGAUACUGGGCGGUCGGCGAUGCUGGGAGAUAUUCAAAAGGCUGGCGGUAUUGCUUCGCUUAAGAAGGUCGACAGAACUAAGAUUCGAGAUCGCAGUGGAGCACAAGUCGGGGGUGGCGGCGACUCUGCAACUAGCUCAGCUGUCGGCGCCGCGGCCCCUGCCGCUGGUGGAGGCAUGGCCGAUGCGCUCGCUGUGGCACUUCAGAAACGGAAGGAAAAAGUUAGCAGGAGCGAUGACGAGAGUGAUAACGAUGACUGGUAA